Messenger RNA from Trematomus bernacchii (emerald rockcod), 1989 nucleotides. It is a transcript of the gene cry5, whose product is annotated as cryptochrome circadian regulator 5. Gene Ontology annotation, biological process: circadian regulation of gene expression; entrainment of circadian clock by photoperiod. Gene Ontology annotation, molecular function: DNA binding; FAD binding. Lineage: Eukaryota; Metazoa; Chordata; Actinopteri; Perciformes; Nototheniidae. The record is from RefSeq and is a predicted model, not a curated record. Gene Ontology annotation, cellular component: cytoplasm; nucleus. The coding region runs from base 62 to 1639 and encodes 525 amino acids. The transcript is spliced from 11 exons.
CCAAACGCAGACCUCUCAAUAAACCAAGCGGAUUGUAACUGUUUUGAGUCACAAUUACGGCAUGGCUCAUACUUGUAUUCACUGGUUCCGCAAGGGACUCAGGCUGCAUGACAACCCAGCUCUGAUGGCUGCUCUGAGGGACUGUAAGGAGCUGUACCCUGUGUUCAUCCUGGACCCUUACCUUUAUAACAACACCCUUGUGGGUAUCAACCGCUGGAGGUUUCUCAUUGGAUGCCUCAAAGACCUGGACUGCAGCCUCAGGAAACUCAACUCCAGGCUGUUUGUUGUGCGAGGGAAGCCAGAGGAAGUGUUCCCCAAGCUGUUUGAGAAGUGGAAAGUCACAAAGUUAACCUAUGAGUACGACACAGAGCCCUACAGCCUGAGCCGGGACAAAACGGUGACCACACUGGCCAAAGAACAUGGAGUUGAAGUCGUCUACAAAAUCUCACACACUAUUCAUGAUAUGGACAGGAUAAUUGAGGAAAACAAUGGGAAGGCCCCCCUUACUUAUAACCGUUUUCGAACAAUAUUGAAGACUAUAGGUAACCCUAAGAAACCCAUCCCUGCACCAGCUAUCGAAGACACUAAAGAUGUGAAGACGCCUUGUUCAGAAAACCAUGACAAGAAUUAUGGGAUACCUACUCUUGAGGAUCUCGGUCAUGACACCACAACUCUGGGAGAGGAGAAGUUCCCGGGAGGAGAACAGGAGGCUCUGAGGAGAUUAGACGAAAACAUGGCAAGAAAGGAUUGGGUGUGUAAGUUUGAGAAGCCGCAGACUUCUCCAAACUCUCUGAGCCCCAGCACCACGGUCCUCAGUCCAUACGUCACGUUUGGCUGCCUGUCUGCACGCACCUUCUGGUGGCGGGUGACAGAAGUCUAUCAGGGGAAGAAGCACUCGGAGCCUCCAGUUUCCCUGCAUGGCCAGCUGCUGUGGAGAGAGUUUUACUACGCCGCUGGUGUGGGUAUCCCUAACUUUGACAAGAUGGAGGGCAACCCCGUAUGUACCCAGGUGGAUUGGGACACAAACCCUGAAUAUCUUGCUGCAUGGAGAGAGGCUCGGACUGGUCUCCCUUUCAUUGACGCCAUCAUGACUCAGCUGAGGCAGGAGGGCUGGAUCCACCACCUGGCCAGACAUGCUGUCGCCUGUUUUCUCACCAGGGGAGACUUGUGGAUCAACUGGGAAGAAGGGCAGAAGGUGUUUGAGUAUCUUUUAUUGGAUGGCGACUGGGCCCUGAAUGCUGGAAACUGGCAGUGGCUCUCAGCGAGUGCCUUCUUCCACCAGUACUUCAGAGUUUACUCCCCUGUCGCAUUUGGCAAGAAGACAGACAAAAAUGGAGAUUACAUCAAAAAGUACCUUCCUCUUCUGAAGAAGUUCCCAGCCCAGUAUAUCUACGAGCCUUGGAAGGCUCCGCGCAGUGUCCAGCAGGCAGCAGGUUGCAUUGUGGGUAAAGACUACCCGCAACCUAUUGUACAGCAUGAAGUGAUCAGCAAGAAGAACAUCCAGAGGAUGAAGUUAGCUUAUGCUAAGAGAUCCGCAGAUUCUGCUGAAUCACCAAACGAAUCACCCAGCAAAAAGCAAGGUGUCAAGCGAAAGGCUAAAUCCGUCAUUGACAUGCUGCAAAAGAAAGACAAAAAAUAAUAAUGGUACACAAAAGAAGCUAUAGUUAUACCGCAUUGUGUGGGCUGAAAGCUUGGGACACUUUUUUGUGUAUACAGACAGUGUACUUUGUCUAUUUCUUCUCCUUUAACUAGUUACUGUUUUAUAUUGUAUCUAUGCCAAUAUUUGGUAUACUAAAAAAAAUAUUUCUUGCAUGGAGAUUGAGGUCAAAUGUAUAAGGAUUUAUGGUCUCAUCUUGUAUGAAGACUACAGAUUUGUAAAGAAAUCGGGUUGUAUCUUCAGCACAAGUACUGUUGCACCUUAAAGAUUGAGUCUUUCUUUUUUUAUGGUUAGUUUUUUUAUAUCCAAUAUAAAUAAAUUCAUACAAAAUA